Molecule: messenger RNA, 219 nt
Organism: Linum tenue
Lineage: Eukaryota; Viridiplantae; Streptophyta; Magnoliopsida; Malpighiales; Linaceae
Source: the annotation of a GenBank genome assembly
AUGUAUUUGGAUGUUGCAGAUUCUUCUACAUUGCCCUAUGGCUGGAGUCGCUAUGCACAAUUCAGCUUGGCUGUGGUGAAUCAAAUUCACAACAAGUACCCAAUCAGAAAAGAUACUCAACACCAGUUCAAUGGAAGGGAGAGUGACUGGGGUUUCACAUCAUUUAUGCCCCUCAGUGAUCUGGUUGUCGAGGUCUCGCAAGAGUCAAACUGGUUCUAA